ACACACCAUCACAUCACGGCUAUCCCCGAUGGAAGGCCUCGCUCGUCUCGACUAUUCGGGCACCCGACAUCUUCAAACUCACCAUCAAGGCAUUAUUUGCGAGCUUUUUGGCAGCUGAAACAUGCAAAGCUCCAAUUUAACAAUGCGAUCUGGAUGUGCCACCCUCGUAGUGUUGUUAUUGCUGCGAAUUAACCGUUCAAAGACCUUGUCUUAUCCCUGGCAAACACUGACUCGGUGUAGGUCUCACUCUCCCGUGGACCCGUCUGCUACGUACGUAGUGCCGCCGCUUGAUGAAAAUUCUUUCCGAACUGCUGCUUCGAGUAAGUUUGCGGCUGGCCCGUUGUCCACACGAACCAUGGGGCUGAAGGCCGUCGUCGAUCCUCCUCUAUUCCCAGAUGUUGGUUAUCGCAACCGGAUUAGUUCAACAUCAACCCCAGACUAAGUUGUCAUGAAGAUCUCCCCAAACCACCUACAUUAGAGACGUUGGGGAAUCCACUUGGCUCAGGGGCAGCGACGACAAUGGC
Molecule: messenger RNA, 524 nt
Organism: Ilyonectria robusta
Lineage: Eukaryota; Fungi; Ascomycota; Sordariomycetes; Hypocreales; Nectriaceae
Exons: 1
Coding region: 122-442 (106 amino acids)
Source: RefSeq, a predicted model, not a curated record